UGAAACGACGAUGGAUUUACUACGAAGUAGUUACAUACUCUUUGAUGGACUCCUUCAAGUUAUUAGAUUAGACACUGACGUACUCACUUUUGCAAAUUAAUAAAUUUACAAAUUGUGACCUUUAUUUGAUAAUUUUAUGAAUUUGUUACAUUUCGAUGACAUCUUUGGCAUUAAAAAUAAAUCGUGCAAGAAGAACAUCUUAUUUAAACCCGUCGAGCAAUGGACGGGGAUACUGGAAAGUUACAUGAUUUACGUAACGUCAAAUAUAAAGUUGAACAUGAAAGAGGAAGUUUUGCCGGAAUCCGUUUUAACCGUACUAAAUCGAAGUAUCGAGAGAAAAAGAAACAAAAUCUUAGCAGAGAGACUGAAGAAGAUGCAAAUGUUAUUACAAAAAGUGAUUUGGCCUAUGUCUCUGUAAAGAUUGACCAAAAAUCAAGCGUUGAAUCAAAACAAUACACAAAAUGUGCACGACGGAAAGAUUUCACUGGAAAGACGUCUAUUGAUUUUAAGCCUUUUAAAAGUAUGUUAUCAUCGUUUAGUUUUGUGGGCAAAGAUAGAAUAAAAGAAAUAACAUCUAUUGAUUCCCAUACCGAAACGGUGGUGAACGAACAGAAAACAUAUGAUUUAAAUUUAAAUCGUCGAGUUAAUAAUGAGGUUAAAGUAUUAUACGAGCGUGACAUAAACGAAGAAGUGAAAGAACAGAAUAUUUCACGGACAAAAUCUGGUAGUAAAAGUAGGCGCACUAAAAAUAGUCAGAUAAGUUUAUUUGGUUUCCAACGUUGUAUCCAGCGAAAACGUCAAUUAAACUAUAAUUUAAAUGUAUUUUAUAAGUUCUUACAAAGUGAUGCAAAACGCGACAAAUGUUUAUGCUGUAAACAUUACUCUUUUGAAGAUGUUAAUCCAGAAAAACCUAAAAAGAAAUCGUCUUUUGUUAAAUCUCAGAGUGACAAUCCUACGGCACCUAAUUUGCUUAAAGUGACAGAACGAACUACUGUGUCUAACAUAUAUCUAUUGAAGCCAAAAGAUGCUAAGACCACUGACAGUGUAAAAAAAAUUGAAAUUCCCUGCAGUUGUUUGGAACUAGAUAAACGAAAGUCUAUUUUGAAAAAAGGCGAUGGUUUUGAUAACAUUACUGUGCAGACAAUGAAAACUAAAAGUAAAGAAAAAAACAUUGCUACCGCUGAUCAUUUGAAGACGAGACCUUUUUCCGGAGGACCGACUGCUGUUAAUGUUUGUAAGCCUACGAGGAUAUGUAAGAAAUGGAUAAAAGUCGAACCCAAAGUCUGUGAUAACUGCAAACAAUCUAAAUCUACUGGCAUAUUUAAUUUAUUUUGUGCCGCAAUCAAAUAUUUUCUUUUUAUUACGAUUGUUAUUAUAUGGCUACCUUGCAUUUUAGUUUUAGGCCUUGUAUGGUUAAUUACUUAUCCCUUUCGACCUCAUCAGGACCCAAAGGGUGAAACUAAAAGGAAAACAACUAAGAAAUCUCUUCAAAAACCUCCAAAAAAUAUAAAGGAAAUAAAGUGCGCUUACUGUAAGAACAAAAAGAAGUGUUAUGCGUUAUUGAGAAAAAAUAAAGCGACUUCUUCUAAAACUAAUAAAAAGAAAAUGAAAGGUACAAAUUGUCAGAAAAACUUCUCAAAAUGUACACAGUACACGACGACGACAGCAACUAAAUUGCGUCUUCCUGAGAGUGCCACAACUAUAAUGGUAUUACCAUGUGAAGGAGCCACAUCAUCUCUUGUUGGAAAGAAAAGACAUAAAAGUGUGACAUUUAAACAGUCUAGUAAAAACAGAGGUACAGAAACUACUUCAAAUGCAAGUAAAAGUAAACAAACGACCUGCAGUGGAUGUUGGAAGAAAAAAGGUAGCACUCAAAAAUCUGUCACCCAGAGUUUAGAUAAGAAUCAAGCUAAACAAGAUACGAAGCAAAAGCCAAAAUUAAAUUAUAAAUGUCAAGAAAUUAUAAUCAAAAGUUGUCAAGGGAUAAAAAGUCAAAAUCAGAAGGUUGAGGUUUGUGCGCCAAAAUCUUUAUCUAAAGUACUCCAGACGGCUUUAAGUGGAGUAUGUUCAAAUAAUAAUGAAUUUGCAAGUAUUCCUGCAUUACCUAAGAAUAAAAGUUGUAACAAUCUCGAUAAUAAAUGCGUUAAGUGCACGAAAAAAAGGAAAUUCUCCAAUCGUUGGUGUUCAACCACAACACCCACUAAACAUAUGGCAGUGUCUACGACGUCUGUUAUACAGUGUGUUCCUUCGCCUUGUCCUGGUAGUUGUGCUUACACUCAAGCUGUAAACAUACAGGACGCUAAAGGAGAUAAAUGUGAAAAAAGUCGGACCACGAUGAUAAAAUUCUUUCCGCCACCGCGUUGUAAGACAAAUACUGUAGGCAGUGGCAUCAAUCUACGUGUAUGUAAUUCUUCUAAAUCUACGCUGGCUCCUUUCUCAUCUUGUUGUAAUCGUAAUAUCUGCGGUAAAAAAUCAUUUAAAAUUAUCUCUGUGAACAAGUUGUUCCCAUCCCUUCGACCAUGUUUACGAACGGUAUCAAGUAAUACCAUAAAACCAAAAACUUCUUCCAUUUCUAAAUCAAAAGAAAGAAAGCAAGACGACGAUGUGGGACGAAAAGAACCGAAGGUUAAGAAAGUUGAAAAACAAAAAGAAAAGGACGCCAAAAAAUGUGGAAAAGAAGAAGUGAAGAACAUUAAGAAACGUGAGAAAGAAGAAAAGAAGGCUAAAAGCCCUGACAAAGAAAAAGAGAAGUCUGUUAAGAAUCGUGAGAAAGAAGAGAAGAAGGCUAAGAGUCCUGACAAAGAAAAAGAGAAGUCUGUUAAGAAACGUGAGAAAGAAGAGAAGAAGGCUAAAAGCUCUGACAAAGAAAAAGAGAAGUCUGUUAAGAAACGUGAGAAAGAAGAGAAGAAGGCUAAAAAUCCUGACAAAGAAAAAGAGAAGUCUGUUAAGAAACGUGAGAAAGAAGAGAAGAAGGCUAAAAAUCCUGACAAAGAAAAAGAGAAGUCUGUUAAGAAGCGUGAGAAAGAAGUGAAGAAGGCUAAAAGUCCUGACAAAGCAAAAGAGAAGUCUGUUAAAAAAGAUGAAAAGAAGGCUAAAAGCCCUGACAAAGAAAAAGAGAAGUCUGUUAAGAAACGUGAGAAAGAAGAGAAGAAGGCUAAGAGUCCUGAAAAAGAAAAAGAGAAGUCUGUUAAGAAACGUGAGAAAGAAGAGAAGAAGGCUAAAAGCCCUGAUAAAGAAAAAGAGAAGUCUGUUAAGAAACGUGAGAAAGAAGAGAAGAAGGCUAAAAAUCCUGAUAAAGAAAAAGAGAAGUCUGUUAAGAAGCGUGAGAAAGAAGAGAAGAAGGCUAAAAAUCUUGACAAAGAAAAAGAGAAGUCUGUUAAAAAACGUGAGAAGGAACAAAAAAAAGCUAAAAAUUCUGAUAAAGAAAAAGGAAAUCCAGGUAAAAAAGGUGCCAAGGAAGAGAAGAAAGUUAAUAAUCCUGGAAAAGAAAAAGGGAAUCCCGGUAAGAAAAGUGCGAAAGAAGAGAACAAAGUUAACAAUCCUGGCAAAGAAAAGGGGAAUCCUGGUAAGAAAAGUGCGAAAGAAGAGAAGAAAGCUAACAAUCCUGGCAAGGAAAAAGGGAAUCCUGGUAACAAAAGUGCGAAAGUAGAGAAGAAAGUUAGCAACCCUAGCACAGAAAAAGGAAAUCUCGUUAAGAAAAAUGCGAAAGAAGAGAAGAGAGUUAACAAUCCUAGAAAAGAAGAGCAGAAGAACGUUAAGAAAUAUGAUAAACCUUUUUAUGUGAAAAAAUAUUUACCAGCACCUACUCCGAUAGGUAGACAUAUGUCUAGCAACACUGAUGUUGAGAUGUCUUCAGAAAAUCUGAAUACUGAAUCUCCGAAAUCCAAUACUGUCGUAAAAUAUAUUCCUCCGCCUUACGAGCGUACAGUAACUUCAGGUGUCAAUACAAGUAAUCCCCAAUCUCCAUCAACAGGCAAAUUCAAAUCUAAAUCUAGCUCUGCGUGCUUCACCACAGCAACUAAAAUAUUAAAAUUUUUUCCAAAACCCCGCUCGUAUUCUGUUGGAAGUAUUACAACUGAAGUCAAAUUACCUUUAAAACCAUUAAAGAAACAAAAGGCAAAAAAGAAAACUCCCUCUGAAAAAGGGAAACCUGUUUGUAAACCACCCGGCCUAUUGUUGCAGGACCGUAAGUCUUUUGCUAGAAGACGUUCACAGGAAAUGAAAGCCGGCAAACCCGUCCAUAUUCAUAAAUUUUUUCCAAGUCCAAUACCUUGUACUCGGUCAAUAUCUAUUGGUGCCCGUCUUCAGGAUGAAGUAAAAAUACCUCGCAAAUCUAGCAAAUCUACGACUUUUCCGCAAAAACCUUUUUUUCGAUCCCUUACGGCUACAAUGGCUACUAAUACAUGUAGCGUAGGUCCUACACGAAUUUUUAAAUAUAUUAAAAGUAAAAAGUCUUUUAUAACUCGCGGCACAGUUCCGCAAAAAUUUAAGGAAGAAAAAGUUUCGAAAUCAGAUACAAGUAUAAAAAAGAGUGUGGACAAAACGAGUAAAAAAGGAAAGAAGCCUGUGAAACCUACUAAACGAAAAAAGAAAAAGAAACGACCUAGCAGAGUCAGAUUUUUUGUUAGAGGUAAAAGCAUAGGAAAACGUAGCACUGGCAGCAACACAAGACGUAUUUACACAAAAUCUAGAGAAGUUAUGUUAAAACCGACAGGCCCACUAAUUAGAUUUUUUCUCCCUAAAAAACCUUUGACAAGUACCCGGGGAGUCAAUCCAAGAAAAGAGAAAUUUUGUUUUAUGAGGGAACUUCGUGGUUUUCCAAAAAAACAAAUAUGUAAAUAUCGCAAGACUUCUGUAAUAAUACCCAAAAAAAUCGUAAUAUAUAAGAGGCCAGAUCAAAGUCCUGAAUCGUCACCAUCUUCUCGGUCAGCAGCAGAUCUCACAACCGCCUCUUCUAGAAGUAAAUCGGAGGGUAAGCAGCAAGCUAAGGAUGGUAAGAAGCAAGCUAAGGAUGGUAAGAAGCAAGCUAAGAAGCAAGCUAAAGAGCGAGCUAAGCAGCGAGCGGAUAGUGUUAAACAACGAGCUAAGGAGAAAGCGAAGGAAAAAGAUAUGGAAAAAGAUAAAGAUCGAGCAACGGCACUAGCUAUCAAGGAACAAAAAGCACGAGCUAAGGAUCAAGCUAAGCAAAGAGCAGAUGAACGUGCUGACGCAAUAGCUAAACAGAAAGCUGAAUUUAGAGCUCAGGACCUUAAAGCUCAAGAAGAAAUGAGAAGACUACAAAGGAAGAACCGCGAAAAGGCACGUAAACGCAAACCUAAAUUGACGUUCAAACAAAAUGCUGGACUCUUCCUAAAGCAACUAAAACCGGUAUAUUAUAACAUAGAAUGUCAAGAUUUAAUAUCGAGAGGACCGAAACCGUGCAAGCUUAUUUAUGACCUUUGGCCCUCUGCUUACCCUGCGUUUAUGGUUUUGUAUAAAAUGUAUAACAAUGUUAUGCGCCUUUUUUUCUUUUUUCUUGCAUGUUGUGUUUGGAGUCCACUUUUUUCUAGGGGCUUAAAUCUACUAGAGAUUUUCACCCUGCGCAGAAAAUCACCAUGUCAUCAGAAGACAGUGUACCUUCCCGAAACUGAAAUAUUUCAAAUCGAUAGUAGUUCAGAGCCUAUUCAAUGA
Molecule: messenger RNA, 5670 nt
Organism: Papilio xuthus (Asian swallowtail)
Lineage: Eukaryota; Metazoa; Arthropoda; Insecta; Lepidoptera; Papilionidae
Exons: 3
Coding region: 220-5670 (1816 amino acids)
Biological process (GO): membrane fusion; intracellular protein transport; endoplasmic reticulum to Golgi vesicle-mediated transport
Cellular component (GO): Golgi stack; ER to Golgi transport vesicle membrane; endoplasmic reticulum
Source: RefSeq, a predicted model, not a curated record